AUAUAUUUCCAGCUCAAGAAAGCCUCCAUCCAUUUAAGAGAUCCAUUUGGGGAAAAAGAAAAAUCAACAAAACCCCUUCUUCAUGUGAAGUUCCUCCAUCGUUUUCCACAGAAAUCUCAAAGAUUUCAACCCAUUUUAGAUACCACUCAAAGGCCCACAAAGUUUCUGGCCUUUUUCAUGCAAAUUUGAUCAUCUUCUUGAGCGACAAGUUGUAAAGAUGAUUGGAUUACCAGAAAAGAUGAACAGUUUUCUGAACAAUAGAUGGCUAGUGUUUGUGGCUUCGAUGUGGGUUCAAUCUUGCUCCGGGAUUGGGUAUCUGUACGGCAGCAUAUCUCCGGUGAUCAAGAGCACCAUGGGUUAUAAUCAAAGGCAGAUUGCUAUGUUGGGUGUGGCUAAAGAUAUCGGUGACGCUAUUGGGUUCGUCGCCGGCAGUUUGUGUGAAGUUGCUCCCAUUUGGGUGGUUCUCUUCAUCGGAGUUGCUCAGAAUUUCUUUGGUUAUGGUCUUGUUUGGCUCACCGUCAAUGGUACCUUGCCGGAGUUGCCUUUAUGGGUUCUAUGUAUUUGCAUAUUCGUCGGAACAAAUGGCGAAACCUACUUCAACACCGGAGCUCUUGUUUCCGGUGUCCAGAAUUUCCCCAAAAGCCGUGGUCCGGUGGUCGGAAUCCUCAAGGGUUUUGCCGGUUUGAGUGGUGCUAUAUUGACACAAGUUUACACCAUGUUCAAUUUCCCCGAUCAAGCCUCGAUCAUUUUCGUGGUGGCCGUUGGUCCAACAAUCGUGAUUUCCGCCUUAAUGUUCAUCGUUCGACCAGUUGGCGGCCAUAAACAAGCUAAGCAAUCCGAUGGCAUGAGUUUUUUAGCUCUUUAUGGUGUUUGCCUCAUUCUUGCUGCUUAUCUUUUGGCUGUUCUGAUCCUACAAGAUCUGGUCGAUUUGAAUCAGACCAUCCUCACCGUGCUCACAAUCGGACUCAUGAUUCUUGUCUUGCUUCCUGUUGCAAUUCCGAUCACAUUGGUGUUUUUCUCCCCCAAAUCCGAGUAUUCGACAGAAGAAAGCCUUCUUAGCGAGGAUCAGAGGCAAGAAUCGACUGAAAACGCAAAAACUGAAGUGAUUUUGAGUGAAGUUGAAGACGAGACUCCUAAUGGAGUCGAAUCGCUUCCUGCCGAUGAACGGGAAAAGAGAAUCUCCCAUUUGCAAGCUCGAUUGGUGCAAGCAGCAGCCGAUGGAGCGGUGAAGGUUAAGAAGAAGAAGGGUCCACGACGAGGGGAGGAUUUUACGUUGAUGCAGGCUUUGGUGAAGGCCGAUUUCUUGCUCAUGUUCUUUUCACUCGUUCUAGCCUCUGGUUCGGGUUUGACCAUUAUCGAUAAUCUUGGUCAAAUGUGUGAAUCUUUAGGCUACAAAAACCCUCAUAUCUUCGUUUCCAUGAUCAGCAUUUGGAACUUUCUUGGUCGUGUCGGUGGCGGAUAUUUCUCCGAGCUUGUUGUAAGGAAAUAUGCAUACCCAAGACCGGUGGCAAUGGCUGCAGUUCAAGUACUUAUGGCAUGUUCGCUUUUCUAUUACGCCAUGGCCGGACCUGGGGCAAUCUACGUUGUUUCGGUAGUAAUGGGAUCCUGUUAUGGGGCGCACUGGGCGGUCGUGCCCUCUGCUGCCUCGGAGUUAUUUGGGUUAAAGAGUUUUGGUGCACUCUACAACUUCCUUACGCUUGCUAGCCCGGCUGGCUCGCUAAUCUUCUCGGGUGUCAUUGCUAGCGGCAUUUACGACUAUGAAGCCAAGAAGCAGAGUACUCGAACCAAUCACACGCUCACGGAUGGCGAAGCACUCACUUGUUACGGCACCAUUUGCUAUUCCACCACUUGCGGGAUUUUGUCGGGACUUUGUCUCAUUGCCUUUAUGUUGAGUAUGACGGUCGUUUACAGGACUAAGAGAGUCUACACACAACUCUACGGGAACCAACGCACUUGAUUGCGUCUCCAGGUCUUCAAAGAUUCAACUUUUAAGACCUAUGAAAUGAAAUUUACUCGAUUCGUUUGGCUUGGUUUAUUUAGUUCCCACAAAGAUGGAGCUUUUUAGGACUAAUGCUAAAUGGUGGUGCCUUUCAUUCUUUUGUAGACUAAUAGAUAUUGUCUCUCAUGAUACAAAUUGUAUUUGUCUAAGGGACAAUGUGUAUCAACUUUUUCUCGUAAUAUAUUGGAUUCGUUUGAUUUGGGACA
Molecule: messenger RNA, 2205 nt
Organism: Cynara cardunculus var. scolymus (artichoke)
Lineage: Eukaryota; Viridiplantae; Streptophyta; Magnoliopsida; Asterales; Asteraceae
Product: protein NUCLEAR FUSION DEFECTIVE 4-like
Exons: 3
Coding region: 218-1957 (579 amino acids)
Cellular component (GO): membrane
Source: RefSeq, a predicted model, not a curated record